Messenger RNA from Phodopus roborovskii (desert hamster), 810 nucleotides. RefSeq names its product myogenic factor 5 (gene Myf5). Gene Ontology annotation, biological process: positive regulation of myoblast differentiation; regulation of transcription by RNA polymerase II; muscle organ development. Lineage: Eukaryota; Metazoa; Chordata; Mammalia; Rodentia; Cricetidae. The transcript has 3 exons. Gene Ontology annotation, molecular function: protein dimerization activity; DNA-binding transcription factor activity, RNA polymerase II-specific; RNA polymerase II cis-regulatory region sequence-specific DNA binding. Bases 43 to 810 code for a protein of 255 amino acids. The record is from RefSeq and is a predicted model, not a curated record.
CCUCUCUGCUGAAUCCAGGUGUCCCACCUGCCUCUCUGAAGCAUGGACAUGAUGGAUGGCUGCCAGUUCUCACCUUCUGAGUACUUCUACGAGAGCUCCUGCAUCCCGUCCCCUGAGGGUGAGUUUGGGGACCACUUUGAGCCAAGAGUGGCUGCCUUCGGAGGACACAAAGCUGAGCUGCAGGGCUCGGAUGAUGACGAGCACGUGCGAGCACCUACUGGCCACCACCAGGCUGGUCAUUGCCUCAUGUGGGCUUGCAAAGCCUGCAAGAGGAAGUCCACCACAAUGGACCGACGCAAGGCUGCCACCAUGCGUGAGCGCAGACGCCUGAAGAAGGUCAAUCAAGCUUUCGAGACGCUUAAGAGGUGCACCACCACCAACCCCAACCAGAGGCUCCCCAAAGUGGAGAUCCUCAGGAACGCCAUCCGCUACAUCGAGAGUCUGCAGGAGCUGCUGAGGGAGCAGGUGGAGAACUAUUACAGCCUGCCUGGACAGAGCUGCUCGGAGCCCACCAGCCCCACCUCCAACUGCUCUGAUGGCAUGCCUGAAUGCAACAGUCCUGUCUGGUCCCGAAAGAACAGCAGCUUUGACAGCGUCUACUGCCCUGAAGGAUCAAACGCCUGUGCUGCAGAUAAAAGCUCCUUAUCCAGCUUGGAUUGUUUGUCCAGCAUAGUGGAUCGGAUCACGUCUGCAGAGAGAGCCGAGCUGUCUCUCCAGGACACAGCUUCUCUCUCUCCAGCUGCCAGCACCAAUUCACAGCCUGCAACCCCAGGAGCCUCCAGUUCCAGACUUAUCUAUCAUGUGUUAUGA